CUCCCUCCGUGUAGAUAAGGUGGAUGAUGAGCUGGAGAUGACCACGGUGUGUCACAGGCCAGAGGGUUUGGAACAGCUGGAGGCCCAGACCAACUUCACCAAGCAGGAACUUCAGAUCCUCUACCGGGGCUUCAAGAACGAGUGUCCGAGUGGAGUGGUGAACGAGGAGACGUUCAAGCACAUCUACUCUCAGUUCUUCCCCCACGGAGAUGCUAGUACUUAUGCACAUUAUCUCUUCAACGCGUUUGACACGACAAACAACGGAUCGAUUAAAUUUGAGGAGUUUGUGACAGGGCUGUCUACACUGCUGCGGGGCACCCUGAGAGAGAAGCUGGAGUGGACUUUUCAUCUUUACGACAUCAACAGAGAUGGCUACAUCAACAGGGAGGAAAUGACAGAGAUUGUGAGGGCCAUUUAUGACAUGAUGGGCAAGUACACAUACCCAGCAAUCAAGGGAGACGUCCCUAAGCAACACGUGGAUGCAUUUUUCCAGAAAAUGGAUAAAAAUAAAGAUGGAGUAGUGACCCUAGAGGAGUUCAUUGUGGCUUGUCAGGAGGAUGAAACCAUGAUGAGAUCCAUGCAGCUGUUUGAAAAUGUGAUGUAGACAUGGAAUGAUGAAGGAUCCCGGGAAAGACAAUCUUAGGAAAGGAGGUGUGUAUGUGUGUCCCUGUUUGUGCGGAUGA
Messenger RNA from Osmerus eperlanus (European smelt), 683 nucleotides. RefSeq names its product Kv channel interacting protein 1 b (gene kcnip1b). Bases 38 to 604 code for a protein of 188 amino acids. Lineage: Eukaryota; Metazoa; Chordata; Actinopteri; Osmeriformes; Osmeridae. The record is from RefSeq and is a predicted model, not a curated record. Gene Ontology annotation, biological process: regulation of potassium ion transmembrane transport. Gene Ontology annotation, molecular function: potassium channel regulator activity; calcium ion binding; transmembrane transporter binding. Gene Ontology annotation, cellular component: voltage-gated potassium channel complex. The transcript is spliced from 7 exons.